AGGCUCUCUCCCCGGGGCCCACAGUGGUAAGCGACGAAAAAUAAAAGCUCUCUCUCCCUACCUCACGCACACACACACACACACACACGCGUACGUUCGUAUAUACUAUUUAGUAUUACUGUAUUACGCGCGCGCGCUCUCUAACAUACACAUACACACACACACACAUACAUUCACAUACGACGUUCAUACCCGACCAAAACGGACCAACUCGUACCGAAGUCCGUGAUCGUUUCAUAUUUCGACGACUAGGCCACACACUAUUGCUGUCUACUACAGCUCUAUUAGAAAUUAAUAUCCCUGCAGUAUUUCACCGUCGAACAUGGGUAACGAAAACUCGCUGCCGAUGGAGCUGUGCUCAAACUUCGAUGCCGAUGAGAUCAGACGUUUGGGCAAACGGUUUCGCAAACUCGAUCUGGACAACUCCGGUGCUUUGAGUCUAGACGAGUUCCUAUCACUACCCGAGCUUCAACAAAACCCGCUUGUUCAAAGAGUUAUAGACAUAUUCGACGAAGAUGGCAAUGGUGAAGUGGACUUCAAAGAGUUUAUUCAAGGAGUGUCUCAAUUCAGUGUUAAGGGAGACAAAGAAUCAAAGUUGCGGUUUGCGUUUCGAAUCUAUGAUAUGGAUAACGAUGGCUACAUAUCAAAUGGUGAAUUAUUUCAAGUUUUGAAAAUGAUGGUAGGAAAUAAUUUAAAAGAUACUCAGCUUCAGCAAAUUGUUGACAAAACUAUAUUGUUCGCGGAUAAAGAUGAAGAUGGCAAGAUUAAUUUUGAAGAGUUUUGCUCUGUCGUUGGCAAUACAGAUAUACACAAAAAGAUGGUUGUUGAUGUUUAAAUUUUGGCACUGAACAAUGAAAGAAAACCUUAAGAAUUAAAGUUUUUCAAUAUUUAUUUUUUUUUUUUUGUUAUGUUGAUCUUUGUACUAUAUUUAUUACUAUUAUUUUAUUUAUA
Molecule: messenger RNA, 951 nt
Organism: Rhopalosiphum maidis (corn leaf aphid)
Lineage: Eukaryota; Metazoa; Arthropoda; Insecta; Hemiptera; Aphididae
Product: calcineurin subunit B type 2
Exons: 6
Coding region: 323-835 (170 amino acids)
Molecular function (GO): calcium ion binding; calcium-dependent protein serine/threonine phosphatase regulator activity
Source: RefSeq, a predicted model, not a curated record